This is a messenger RNA of Biomphalaria glabrata, 1762 nucleotides long. RefSeq lists its product as uncharacterized. The record is from RefSeq and is a predicted model, not a curated record. The transcript is spliced from 2 exons. The coding region runs from base 285 to 1010 and encodes 241 amino acids. Lineage: Eukaryota; Metazoa; Mollusca; Gastropoda; Planorbidae.
GCUGGUUGUGUGGAAAGCGUUCUGGACUAUAGACACUAUGGUCCUGGACUCUGACCGUUGCUAUAUCAUGCCGUCAUGCAGGAGGCUAGGGUUAGGACGUCACAAUGUCAUUUCCAAAGGAACUUUCGAAACUUAUACAUCAUGAAAAUGUAAUCAUUUACACAUGAAUACCUUUUAAGAAAUAAAUAGCGUAGACUCUGAUCACUUCCUUCAUGGCAUGUUUGAAUUUUUGAAACAGAUAAACAGCAGCUCUGAUUGUAAGGUGUCUGCAGACUGGCUUCUGUAUGGAGUGUCUUUUUGGAGUGGUCAUAACUGAAGCAAAGGCAGCAGAAGUGUCGUGUUUUGUUUCAGGAAGCUAUGCACAGGUCACGUGUUCAGACAAAGACAAGAGAACUAAACAUGGACUGAAAGUAAAAGACAAAUUAGGUCCAAUUUACAAAAGUACCUAUAUUCCUGUGCUGGUGUACAUGGGUAUGACGGAUCAGUUCAAUGGACAGAUUAAUGCCUCAAGACCCACUCUUUGGAUAUCUCCUAAGAGAGAGGAAAUUAAGGUUAAUUUAUGGUCUGUGAGGGACGCUAUGCUGCCCAUAGCUACCCAAUUUAUCGUGUCCGCUUGCGUUAUCGUGAUGGCGUUGAGCCUUCAAAAGACACUAGCAUUUAGACACCAAUCAAGUAAGUUCAAAAGUGAUGUUUUACCCAAGAAUAAACUUGGCUACAAGAAAACACAUCGGCCAACUAAGCUUAUUGGUAAAGAAUUGCAGGCACUACAACAGGUUCUCUUCAUAGCCUUGAUUUUCAUCAUUUGCAACACUCCAAAGAUUGUGGUCAAUUUCACUCCCUACUUACUGCCAGACUUCGCACUGGGUCAGCUUAACCAGAACCUUUACCUGACUAGCAUAGGUGUCCUCUACUUAUUUCAGGUGAUUAACUCAAGUACUAGUGUACUUAUCUAUUAUAACUUCAGCUCUAAAUACAGAAAGCACUUCAGAAUUUGUUUUGGCUUGUUGUGAAGUGUCAGUGACAGCAUGUGUUCUAAAAAAAAUUCGGAAAAAAUGGAACUUGUCAAUUUCAGGUGAAAUCAAUCAAAUAUAAUAUUGCUUCAAAAUAAUGAAAAAAUUAAAUUUUAUAAAUUUUAAUUAUUUCAUAAAUCUGUUUGAGACGCAAUUCAUCGUAAAGACAUGUCAUAAACCCCCAAAACAACAUGAAAAUAGAAAAUGUGUAGGUCACAGCUGGGGCUGCGUAGCCACGGAAAUACUGCAUUCCUCAUUAAUCUUCGGACUCAAAGACAAGCCUUAUUAUUACUAUAAAACUGUUAAAUGACUUCCAAUAUCCAAUCAAUUAACUUAAUUAAUUUUAAGAUGUAUGUUAUCAAAAAAAAUAAACAAAAAGAAAGCUUACUUUUUCUUUAGAAAUCGCAGAAAGAAGAACUCUUUACCCAUACUGAGCUGUGAAUAAGUUUUGAGGUUUGCAAUUUCACGGCUGUGUGUUUAAGUUUAUUUCUAUUAUUUAUUUGAGAGCUAAUUGUCACCCAUAUUUUUUGGGUGCGUUACAUCAAUGUUUUCUAACUUAACCUCGCUCAUCCCUCUUUUUCCUUAACACUGUCUAUGGAUCCAUCAAAAAACGGAGGAUGCAUAGAGCAAAAACAAAUGGGAGUGUCAUCAAACGUCCAUGCCGACCAACAAAAUGAUUUGCCCAAACACAACCUCGAAGAUAUCAAAACAGUGUUGAAGCAGUGCUGAAGCCCAUACCGCUCGUACAUUGU